Molecule: messenger RNA, 315 nt
Organism: Staurois parvus
Lineage: Eukaryota; Metazoa; Chordata; Amphibia; Anura; Ranidae
Source: the annotation of a GenBank genome assembly
AUGGGUCGCUCUCAGGAGCUCAGUGAAUUCAAGCGUGGUACCGUGAUAGGUUGCCACCUGUACAAUAAGUCCAUCCGUGAAAUUUCCUUGCUACUAAAUAUUCCAUGGUCAACUGUUAGUGGUAUUAUAACAAAGUGGAAGCAACUAGGAACAACAGCAACUUUGUGUGGCCUUCAGAUUGUCACAACAACAGUGCAUAGAGAGCUUCAUGAAAUGGUUCCAGUGAAGGGAACUCUUAAGGCGUCAGCAUACCAAGACAUUUUGGACAAUUUCAUACUCUCAACUUUGUGGGAACAGUUUGGGGAUGGCCCCUUC